Molecule: messenger RNA, 2442 nt
Organism: Cynocephalus volans (Philippine flying lemur)
Lineage: Eukaryota; Metazoa; Chordata; Mammalia; Dermoptera; Cynocephalidae
Product: histidine--tRNA ligase, mitochondrial
Exons: 13
Coding region: 173-1696 (507 amino acids)
Biological process (GO): histidyl-tRNA aminoacylation
Cellular component (GO): cytosol; cytoplasm; mitochondrion
Molecular function (GO): RNA binding; histidine-tRNA ligase activity; identical protein binding
Source: RefSeq, a predicted model, not a curated record
GCCUGGCAGGACCGGAGCAUAGCCUACAGGACUUCUGAGGUGUAUAAACGCUCAGUACUUUCGUGGGGCUCGGGCUUUGCCUCCACGGCUCCUUGCAUCCUUCUUGGGGUCGGGCCUGCCUCGUUCCCAGGCCUUUGACACCUAUCACGGAAAGCCGGCGUCCUGCCGCACAAUGCCCCAGCUCGGACUUCUGCCCAGGAGGACCUGGGCUGCGCUGCUCAGCCAACUCCUGCGACCUCCCCGCGCUGCGUGCACUGGGGCUGUCAGUUGUCAUAGCCAGGUUGUGGAGGCAGUGUUAACAUCCCAAAUGAAAUCUCAUCCAGAGAAACCAAAUUUUAUUAUCAAGACCCCAAAGGGCACUAGGGAUCUUAGUCCCCAGCAGAUGGUUGUGAGGGAGAAAAUUCUUGAUGUGGUUGUCAGCUGCUUUAAACGUCAUGGAGCAAAGAGGUUGGAUACCCCAGCAUUUGAACUAAAGGAAAUGCUUGCUGAGAAGUAUGGAGAGGAGUCUGGGCUCAUCUAUGAACUGAAGGAUCAAGGUGGAGAGCUGUUGUCUCUUCGCUAUGACCUUACUGUCCCUUUUGCUCGCUAUCUGGCCAUGAAUAAAGUGAAGAAGAUGAAACGCUACCAUGUUGGAAAGGUGUGGCGGAGGGAGAGCCCAACCAUAGUCCAAGGGCGCUACAGGGAGUUCUGCCAGUGUGAUUUUGACAUUGCUGGUCAGUUUGACCCUAUGAUCCCUGAUGCAGAAUGUUUGAAGAUCAUGUGUGAAAUUCUAAGUGGGUUGCAGCUGGGGGACUUUCUCAUUAAGGUUAAUGACCGGCGGAUUGUGGAUGGAAUUUUUGCCAUUUGUGGUGUUCCUGAAAGCAACUUCCAUGCCAUCUGCUCCUCGAUAGACAAACUAGACAAGAUGUGUUGGAAAGAUGUGAGACAUGAGAUGGUGGCAAAGAAAGGCCUGGCUCCUGAGGUGGCUGAUCGAAUUGGGGACUAUGUCCAAUGUCAUGGUGGGGUGUCUCUGGUAGAGCAAAUGUUCCAGGAUCCCAGACUAUCCCAGAACAAGAAGGCCCUAGAGGGCUUGGAGGACCUGAAGCUGCUAUUUGAAUACCUGACUUUAUUAGGAAUCGCUGAGAAGGUCUCCUUUGACCUAAGCCUGGCUCGGGGCCUAAACUACUAUACAGGAGUAAUCUAUGAAGCAGUGCUGCUACAGACCCCAGUUCAGGCUGGAGGAGAGCAGCCUCUGAGCGUGGGCAGUGUGGCUGCUGGUGGACGCUAUGACGGGCUGGUGGGCAUGUUUGACCCAAAGGGCCACAAGGUACCAUGUGUGGGGCUCAGCAUUGGAGUAGAGCGAAUCUUCUACAUUGUGGAGCAGAGGAUGAAGUCUUUUGGUGAGAAGGUACGAACCACAGAGACCCAAGUAUUUGUGGCCACACCACAGAAGAACUUUCUCCAAGAACGGUUGAAGCUAAUUGCAGAGCUUUGGGAUGCUGGGAUCAAGACAGAGAUGCUAUACAAGAACAACCCUAAACUAUUAACCCAACUACACUAUUGUGAGAACAUGGGCAUUCCACUGGUGGUCAUUAUUGGUGAGCAAGAACUGAAGGAAGGGGUCAUCAAACUCCGUUCAGUGGCCAGCAGAGAGGAGGUGGUCAUUAAACGGGAAAAUCUUGUGGCUGAAAUUCAGAAGCGACUGUCUGAGUCUUGAUCCUUGCCUGAUUGCCAUCCACUGCUCUUUGGAGAAAAGGUUUCACCUAGGACUGAGUUCCUAAUGGACUUCACAACCGCUGGCCACGAUACGUGACAAGUAUUUUCUGCUUCCUCCAUCCUUUCUGGGUACAGAACUAUAAAAGGCCCUGAGGACUCCAGGGCUAGUGUAAGCAGCUAUUCUGCAUGGGUGCAGAUGGCUGGUAUGUGAAAGAGACAUGCUUUAGCUACAGAGGCAAAUUUGAAGUGCCGCUGAAUGCUGCCAAGAGGUGCUGAGAUGGUUGCUGUGAGCAAGGCUCUGGGAGAGUCACCUCAGGCUGAAGAUUCUGAACCACUGAGAUCAGAAGCCACAUACUAAGCCUUCCACUAUAGCUUUGGAACCAGUUUCUGCGAAUUUGUCCACAACUAGCUCUUGGUCUGUCCAGGGAGUUGCGGGGGGAAGCAAAGAGGGGCAAUGGCUGCUUUCUCCUUUGUUUGAGGACAGAGAUGCUAUACCAAGAGCAUGGCCGUGCCCAUAUUGUUCUGGCAUCUCUCUAGUCCAUCCACUAUUAGCAGGAUGGGGCUGCCUGUUUAGUCAUCUUGAACACUGAAUAGGUGAAUUGACAAGAUGGAGAUCUGAUCUUUUGAAAUUAUAGAUUCCUAUGCUGGAAUCACUGCUUCGACUGUUCUAUGCCCUGCUAUGGAGGCUGUUCUAGAAGUGGUUGGUUAAUAUGUUAAAUAAAAUAUUAAGUGUAGUAGUUUGGGUAA